UGCAGGAACGUGUUCUUUUUCUACUUUCCGUUUGAUUUUAUUUCCUUAUUAUUAUUGUUAUUAUUAUUAUUGUUCUAAUUAUAAUUAUCAUUAUUGUUAAAUAUUUAUUUCGCGUUCGGUUCGGUUCGCUUCGGUUUCGUUUGGUUUUUCGUUCCUUUUGCCGUUUAGUUAACGUUUUUCAAAUACCAAGCAAAAGUAAAACAUAAUCAACGCCAAUUAAUUUGCAUAAGUUAUCGCCUAUCUUUCGGUUUAUUUUGUUUUUUUGAUUGAUACAAAAAAACACGUGAGAUAAGCAAUCCCCAAAUAAAUACAAAUAAUAAUAAUAAUAAAUAAUACUAAAAAGUGUUUCGUAAUCGCGUCGAAAUCUAAAGAGCAACAAGUCUUAUUUACAUUUCUGAAUUUUGGAUUUGUUUUCAAAUGCAAAGUUAACUUUCGGACGUAAAAUACAUACAAAAAUACAUCUAUAUAUAUAUAUGUAUAAACAUCUAUAUAUAUAUAUAUAACGUAUACGUAGUGGGCACCCUUUAGCGCACUUAUAACUAGGCUUUAGAAAAAGGUUCAACUUAAAUCAAUUUCUGUUUUCAACUACCAUUUGCUCGUCUUGUGCGUAUUGAGAUUUUGAAACGCAUUACAGCAGUAUUAUCUAAAAGCGAACUCUUAAAUCUAUUUUUAUUUUCAUUUCACAAGCAAGAAAGCACAGCAUCGCAAUGGUCGAGGGUCAGACAGCGGUUCAACAGCAGCAGCAGCAGCAGCAAUCAUCGGGCACUGGCAGCGCUAGUGCUGGCACUGGUGGUGGCACGGCUAGUGGCGCCUCCGCUGGCGCUGGUGUGGCCAACAGUCAGGCGCAGCAGAAUGGUGGCUCGACGGCCACAGCAACUGCUGUGGCUGCGGCUGCUGCUCCGGCUGCAACAACCAAUAACAAUGCGGCGGCCAACAGCAACAGCAACAAUAACAACAACAAUAACAACAAUGCCGCCACAAACAACAACAACAAUAAUAAUAACAACAAUAACAACAACAAUAAUAACAACAAUAACAACAACAACGAACCGGAUCCAAAAACCAAUUUAAUUGUGAACUACUUGCCACAGACGAUGUCACAGGACGAAAUCCGUUCAUUGUUCGUCAGCUUUGGAGAGGUGGAGAGCUGCAAGUUGAUACGCGAUAAGGUGACAGGUCAAAGUCUGGGCUAUGGCUUUGUCAACUACGUGAAGCAAGAGGAUGCGGAGAAGGCUAUCAAUGCAUUGAAUGGUCUACGUCUGCAAAACAAAACCAUCAAGGUCUCCAUUGCACGCCCCAGCUCGGAGAGCAUCAAGGGCGCCAAUCUAUAUGUAUCGGGUCUUCCAAAGAAUAUGACACAGUCCGAUUUGGAAUCGUUGUUCAGUCCAUACGGCAAGAUCAUAACUUCGCGCAUACUUUGUGAUAAUAUCACUGGUCUCUCCAAGGGCGUUGGCUUUAUACGCUUCGAUCAGCGCUUCGAGGCUGAUCGCGCCAUCAAGGAGCUAAACGGCACCACACCGAAAAAUUCCACCGAACCGAUAACCGUUAAGUUUGCCAACAAUCCCAGCAGCAACAAGAACAGCAUGCAACCGCUGGCCGCCUACAUUGCGCCACAGAAUACGCGCGGCGGACGCGCCUUUCCAGCCAAUGCGGCCGCCGGUGCCGCUGCGGCAGCCGCUGCUGCUGCCAUUCAUCCCAACGCGGGCCGUUACAGCUCUGUGAUCUCACGCUAUUCGCCGCUCACCAGUGAUCUAAUUACCAAUGGCAUGAUACAGGGCAAUACCAUAACUAGCUCCGGCUGGUGCAUUUUCGUCUACAAUCUGGCGCCCGAAACCGAAGAGAAUGUGCUCUGGCAGCUGUUCGGACCAUUUGGCGCUGUGCAGUCGGUCAAGGUAAUACGCGACUUGCAGAGCAACAAGUGCAAGGGCUUUGGCUUUGUCACCAUGACCAACUAUGAGGAGGCGGUGCUGGCCAUCCAAUCGCUCAAUGGCUAUACGCUGGGCAAUCGGGUACUUCAGGUCAGCUUCAAGACUAACAAAAAUAAGCAAACGUAAUUAUUAACCAAGUUGGCUGCUGUUGUCAAUGCCAAUGCGGCGGCAGCGGCGUUAGCUGCCAAUAGUUUGGUGCUCAAUCAUAGUCACAGUAACAACAACAAUUACAACAACCACAUCAUGAACAACAUCAACAACAAAAGCAACAACCAUCAACCAUUUGGCAAAUAUGCUAAUCACGGCAGCAACAACAACAACAACAGACAGCACAACAGCAAUAACAAACAGAAACAGCAGACAACUUCGAGCAGUAACAACAACAACAACAACAACAAAAACACGCUGACAACAACAAAAUCGAAUGCAGCAACAACCACAGCGAGCAAUCGUCACAGCAAACCGCCCACAAACAGCAACAUAACAAGCAACAACAACAAGAGCACCACCUCCCAUGCCACGCCCCACAGCGAAGGCGGCGCCAGCUCGACCAGCAACAGCAACAUAUUGAAAACCUCGACGAAAUUCAUCUACAAUAAGCCGCAAAAUCAUUUCGAAUUGCUGCAACAGCAGCUGCAGCUGCAGCAGGAGUUUGCCCAGUUCCUUACCAAUGUGGCGAAUAGUGCAGCUGUAGGCGGUAGCGUUGCCACGCCUAGCACACACAUCAACAGCAACAGCAACAACUAUAACAGCAGCAGCAACAGCAACAACAACCGCAGCAGCAAGAACAACAACAACAACAACUAUCAGUCCUCAUUCAUGCCAUCUUGGUCAAAUUGGUUUUUCUAAUUGAAGCCGAUACGCACCGUCUGGUGAAUGUCCUUUUUA
This is a messenger RNA of Drosophila navojoa, 2816 nucleotides long. It is a transcript of the gene Rbp9, whose product is annotated as RNA-binding protein 9. NCBI's taxonomy places the organism in Eukaryota, Metazoa, Arthropoda, Insecta, Diptera, Drosophilidae. Gene Ontology annotation, cellular component: ribonucleoprotein complex. The record is from RefSeq and is a predicted model, not a curated record. Gene Ontology annotation, molecular function: RNA binding.